This is a messenger RNA of Symbiodinium sp. CCMP2456, 2730 nucleotides long. The record is from the annotation of a GenBank genome assembly. NCBI's taxonomy places the organism in Eukaryota, Dinophyceae, Suessiales, Symbiodiniaceae.
AUGGCCCAGUUGCAGAAAUUGAUUCGGAGGCUCAGGAAGAUCAAGAUACGAGAUCCUGACAGGAUGGCAUGGAUUCGGAUGAAGAGCCGCCGUCUUUGCAAUAGUUGGCGAUUCACGGUGUUGACGACAGCACUCACGAUCUAUGCUCUUUUUGGCGACGACUUUCGCCUUUGUGUCACGCACAAGCAGACCGAUGAGCUCUUCAACGCCCUCACGAUGAUCGCCUGCCUCGUCUUCGGACUCGAGAUAGUUGCGCAGAGCCUGGGUCAGGAGGAAUAUUUCCUGGGUUUUUUCUUUAUGCUGGACUUUGGCUCCACAGUUACUUUGAUCUUCGACUUGACCUGGGUCUCGCGAGAGCUCUUCUGUGCUGGUGGCGAGGGUGAGGAGGCUCUCCGGACGAGCCGGGCCGGUCGAGCUGGUGCACGUGCAAGCCGUACAGUACGAAUCAUCCGGCUCAUGCGGUUAGUGAAGCUCUACAAGGCUUAUUGGGUCGCGAUGGAAAAGAAGAAGGAAGAGGAAGCAAGGAAGCAGAAGCUGCUGGAGCUGAAACCGGGCGAGACCAUCCAGGAGCCGGCAGAGUCGAAGUCCGAAUUUCAGGUGAGACAGGACGGGGACGACUCGGACGACUUCGAAGGCGAGGAUACUCAAAGAGAGGAGGAAGAGCCGAAGCAAGAGACGCGCGUGGGCAAGAAGCUCUCGGACAUGACGACUCGCAGAGUCAUCGUUCUCGUGUUGGUCAUGCUGGUGGUCUUGCCGCAGUUCGAGCCAUCGGGAAAUAUGUUCAUAUCCACUGCUGAUUUCCAGGAUUCUGCCAAGUUCGCCGCAGAUCUGAUUUAUGAAAGGUGGAGGUCCUGGUGUGGCGGCCACAACACCACAGCUGAGCCUUGGUGUUUCGCCGCCCUGCAGACACCCACGGACAAUCAGCAGGAGCACUACCGAAAUCGGUACGAGCUGGAGGCUGCGCUGCUGAACUUUCUGCACGUGCACAUCUCGGGCAGCUUCUACUACCGGCUCUACUGGGUAGGAGCGACCUCCAGAAGGUGGGUGGACGCUGCUUAUCUCGGACAGCUGUCCCCGCUGAACCAAGAGCGCUUCUUGGGGCAGGAUCUGUGGGUGAAUCCCGACAGCCUCGGCGUGGUUUGGGAUGGCGUCUAUGCACGAAACGAUUUCAUGCAGGGAAGUGCGGUUCAAUCCCUGCCAAGUGUUACGAGAGAUCGGUUGAUCAACGUUUGGCAGGAGCAGUGCCGCUCCGCAGUGGGUAUCGUUGUGCAGCCAGAGUUGAGGGCGACCACGGCCACCGGAUGUUCCGUGGACGUGGAGCUCCGCUGUUCCGAGGUGCAGUACGUCACACCCUUGUCCUUCACUUCAAAGGAAAGUGAGUCCUUUUCCUUUCUCUUUGCCUUUGACCAGAGAGGUUACACGCAGACCGAGGCCGGACUCAGUAUCCUGCAGACCCUCUUCAUCUGCUUCGCUGUUGGCGUCGGGGCGAUGACCUUCUCGACGGACGCAAAUGAGUUGCUUCUGAAUCCCAUCGAGCGCAUGAUUGAAAAGAUGGAGACAAUCAAAGACAAUCCCCUCGAGGCGAUGCGACUUGGGGACAUGGAGUUCCGCAGAGAGGAAGUGGACGAGGCUCACUUCCGGCAGAAGCUGGAAAAAAUGAGCCGACCUUGGCAGCUCCUCUACCAAUACCGCCGGGCGAAGAAGCACAAGGAGCCCAUGGAGACAGUCAUGCUAGAAAAGACGAUCAUCAAGCUUGGUGGACUCUUGGCUUUAGGCUUUGGCGAAGCUGGGGCCGAGGUUAUUGGCCAGAACAUGAAGGUGAGUGCCACGGCCGGGGUCAACGCCAUGGUUCCUGGCUCCAAGGUCGAAGCCAUCAUCGGCUUUUGCAACAUUCGGAACUUCAUGGCAGCGACCGAGGUUCUGAAAGAGAAGGUGAUGCUCUUCGUGAACCAGGUGGGUGAGAUCGUCCACGGAUGCGUGGACGACUUCCACGGUGCGCCAAAUCGGAACAUCGGCGAUGCCUUCUUGGUGAUCUGGCGGCUGACAGGUCUCCCGGAAAAGCAGACCAAGCUGGCAGACAUGUCCCUCAUGUCCUUUGUGAAGAUCAUCGCGGAGAUCAACAAGUCGCGGGUCAUUGCUGCCUAUCGUCAGCAUCCCGGCUUCCAGAUGCGAAUACAGGACUACCGGGUUACACUCGGGUUCGGCCUGCACUGCGGCUGGGCGAUCGAGGGAGCCAUCGGCAGCGAGUACAAGAUCGAUGCCUCCUACCUUUCUCCCAACGUCAACGUCGCCUCAAAGCUUGAGGCCGCCACAUCCCAGUUCAAGGUGUGGAUGCUGCUGUCGCACAGCAUGGUGAACAUGUGCAGCAACGAGGUAGCCUUGACCUGCAGACUCAUCGACCAAGUCACAGUCAGCGGGUCGCGAAUCCCGAUGCGUGUGUACACCGUGGAUCUGGACGUCUCAAGGAUCCAUGUUGUCGAGCAAGGGCCUGAUCGAAUCAUCAGGAACCGCUUCAAGAUCCGCCAGCUUCGCGAGGUGCGGAAGAGCGAGAAGAUGGCGGAGGAAUACCGUGUGUGGGAUGCCAUGACGAGCAACCCGGACAUCCGGCAGAUGCGCCAGCUUUUCUCGGAGGAGUUCUUCCAGCGCUUUGCCAUGGCAUACCGCAACUACGAGGCAGGAGAGUGGCUUGCAGCGCGCGACAUGUGCCCCGGCUCGAUUUGUAUAGUGUAG